CACUUGCACAUGCGCGGACUGAUAGUGUAUUCUGUCACCGAUCGUCUUGUAAAAGGCAGCGGAGCGGUGUGGGUUUUAAGUUUGCCUUAAUUCAUUCAGUUUUACGUUUGUACCUAUUUGUUUAGGUGUGACAAACUAAACUGUAUAUUUAUUUUUCGUGUCAGAAUGAACUCAACUCAGACUUGAAGCGUCUUAGGCGAACUUAACCUGCUACUUAGCUUAGCUUGUUAGCUGCUAACAAAAAGACACCCGGAAGUUAUCAACACAUCGCUAAGCAAAAUGCUGAGAGUGUUGGUUAAUUAGCGACUAACUGCGGCUGUGGAAGAAAUAUUUUUAACGUUAUAAAGAAAGAUAGCAGAGUACGUACGAGGGGGAACUUUCUCCAUCAAAAGAGGAGAACUAGCGACAACGUCAACUACUGGACGCUGUUUUCAAGAAGCAUCAAGUUGUGUUGCACAGAACAGUGAUGUUGUCCAACUUACGAUUAUGUUCACGAUAUAAAACUAAGAACACAAAGACGUCUGUGAAGAACAUCUUUUUCCUGAGCAGCAGAAGUGGACCUCCAGGAUGGAGCAGGAAAAACCACAGUACCCCCAUAUUAGUCAGGAAGAGGAUGAGCCACACCCCACCCGCAUUAAAGAGAAAGAUGAGGAGCUACAGCCCCCACUCUUUAAGGAGGAAGAGGAGAAACACAGUAUCAGUCAGAAUGGAGAUCAUCUUGAAGGACUAGAGGAGGUUGAUGUCCCCAAGAUGCCAUUGACUGUUGUCAUUGUGAAGAGUGAAGAUGAUGAGGUCAAAAGUGAAAGUGAGGAGAAGAGAGAGGUGGAGUUUCCAAGCAGCAGCUCAACUCAACACAUGACAACAGAAGCUGAUGGAGACCACUGUGGAGGAUCACAAGCAGACAAGCUCUUAGCUCCACUAUCAGAUAGUGAUGAUGCAACGUCACAUUCUCCUGACACCGGUGAUAAAAUCUCUGAAGCUGAUACAACAUGUCACACUGACAAAACACACUUUAAAUGUUCUUAUUGUCGCAAAACUUUUAAUCACCGUCGCAAUUUCAAAACACACAUGAGAAUACACACUGGUGAGAAACCUUUUUCCUGUUUAAGCUGUGGUAAAAGCUUUACACAAAAUAAUAGUUUGAAAAUACACAUGAGAACGCACACUGGAGAAAAACCUUUUAUCUGUUCAGUCUGUGCUAAAAGUUUUGCACACAAUAUUAAUUUUAAAACACACAUGAAAACACACACUGGUGAUAAACCUUUUAUCUGUUCAAUCUGUGGUAAAGGUUUUGUUCGAAAUAGGGAUUUGAAAACACACCUGAGAACACACACUGGCGAAAAACCUUUUGUUUGUUCAGUCUGUAGUAAAGGCUUUACAAAAAAUACGAAUCUGAAAACACACAUGACAACACACACUGUUGAAAAACCUUUUGUAUGUUCAAUCUGUGGUAAAGGUUUUUCAGGAAAUUGGGUUUUGAAAAUACACAUGAGAACACACACUGGAGAAAAACCUUUUAUCUGUUCAGUCUGUGCUAAAAGUUUUACACACAAUAACAAUUUGAAAACACACAUGACAACACACACUGGUGAAAAACCUUUUAUCUGUUCAAUCUGUGGUAAAGGUUUCGGUCGAAAUAGUGAUAUGAAAACACACAUGAGAACACACACUGGCGAAAAACCUUUUGUCUGUUCAGUCUGUAGUAAAGGUUUUACAAAAAAUACAAUUUUGAAAACACACAUGACAACACACACUGGUGAAAAACAUUUUGUCUGUUCAAUCUGUGGUAAAGGUUUUGCAGGAAAUUGGGUUUUGAAAAUACACAUGAGAACACACACUGGAGAAAAACAUUUUAUUUGUUCAAUCUGUGGUAAAGGUUUCACACAAAAUAGUGACUUGAAAGUACACAUGACAAUACACACAGGUAAAAAACCUUUUUCAUGUUCAAUCUGUGCUAAAGGUUUUGUACGAAAAGGUCCGUUAAAAGUACACAUGAGAAUACACACCAGUGAAUAGGGAUGGGAAUCGAAAACCUGUUCUUGUUCAGAACCAGUUCCCAGUGUAUCAAUUCCUUGGAAUCGCUUGCCAUCGAUUUUCCGGGCGGGGAUGACGUCAUAACGCGAAGUGCGUACGGCAUAGUGACGUCAGACCUCAAGAUGGUGAUGCCUGGUUGGAACAAACACUAACAUUUUACGAGAAAAGAUUGUGACUGCGCUACUUGUAAUUAUUAUAAGGCUGCUAUUUCAUCAAUAGAGCGAGUGAGCGAUCAUGGCCCUUUUACAAGCUACGAGAUGAACAUGUUUGCAACCUCAUAGGAGGUCAAGCUCACACUUUACAUCCUCUGUUUUCCAUCUUCUAAUGGAAUGGCUGAGCGAGCCAUAAAGACUGUCAAACAUGCACUGAAAAAAGCAAUGCAAACUGGCACUGACCCACAUCUGGUGCUGUUGUCGCUGAGGGACACACCCGUGACUGGACUGAGCAUUUCACCUGCACAAAUGUUAAUGGGCAGAGGACUCUGGAGCACCCAACGGUGUUGCAGUGCUAUUCUAAAACAGUUGAUGCUGCAGCAUGUCCACAACAGGAUACAAAACCUGCAGCACCAACAGAAACAACACUUCCAUCAACAAGCAGUCUCUACCAGUGUUAACCAGAGGGGACACCGUCUACAUGCAAACACGGAACGGUUGGGAGCCGGCAGUUGUCAUCCAUCAGAGAGAGGAACCACGCUCCUACAGGGACAAAACUAAGGAAGAACGAGGACAUCUGAGGAAGAUACAUCCAAGUUUGUUCACUGAUGCCCGCCGGGAUGAACCUAGUGGACUUUUAAGGUACACACUUCACAGACACCUGAGUCAGUUGACCCACCAGAACAGGACUUUCCAAUAAACAUUACCCCUCUUGUGAGUAUGGAAUGUAUGCCUAACAACCACAUGAGAAGUGGCAGAGAGAUCAGACGCCCUGCCGGGUUUAGGGACUAUUUUCCUUGACUCAUUAUGUUAUUGAUCCAUGUGUCUCAAGCUUUUGCAACUCUAUAAAAAAGAGAGAGAGGGGAUCCAGAGUAAAGUAUGCACUGUAUAUUAAUGCUUUAUUUGAAUGUUUAUAUUUGUAUAUUGUAAAUGAUAAAACUAAACAAAUCAGAUUUGAGGUAAUCAAAAGAUGUCACUUGUUCAUUGAAAAAAUGCUGUAUUGGUCAUUCUAAUAGUCAGAUUAAAAGCAGAUGUGUUUGGUGUUCAUACGCUAUAUUGAAAGUGUUUGGUAAAUAAGUCAAAAACAGUUAAACCUACCUUGGAAAAGAGGGAUGUGGGGCAUAGAGCGGCAACAUGUCAGUGCUCUAUGAUUAGACCAGGGGUCCAAGAACUUUUUGAGUUGGGGGCCGCAUUGGGUUGAAAAAAUUUGGCCAGGGGCUGGGCUAUGUGUUAUCGAUGGGUAAUGCAUUUUUAGACAAUAUGAUUUUCCUGAGCGGCGCGGAGACACCGAGAGUAACAAGUGUUACAAAAUGGAUUAGAAAGAACAGAUUUAAA
Molecule: messenger RNA, 3521 nt
Organism: Entelurus aequoreus (snake pipefish)
Lineage: Eukaryota; Metazoa; Chordata; Actinopteri; Syngnathiformes; Syngnathidae
Product: gastrula zinc finger protein XlCGF57.1-like
Exons: 3
Coding region: 568-2016 (482 amino acids)
Biological process (GO): regulation of transcription by RNA polymerase II
Molecular function (GO): RNA polymerase II cis-regulatory region sequence-specific DNA binding; DNA-binding transcription factor activity
Source: RefSeq, a predicted model, not a curated record